CUCCACUUGAUGGUUGAAAUCUGUUGCUGCCGCAGCUUUUGGACGUUAAAUAAUAUCUAUUUAUUUAUAUAUAGAACGUCGGAGCGGUUGCUUGAUAUUUUCCACACGGCGUGCUUUGUUUUUCUCGCUAGUGCCUAUGUGUUAGUGUGUGCAUGUGCGAUCGAGAAGUUUCUGCAGCUAUUGAAUUUAGGCCAAACGUAUUUCGAUCGUACAACGCCUAAAUAUUUGGUUUUCAUUCAGAAAAUUGUAUAAUCAUGACCACCGAUGACACCAGCUCUGUCGACGCCACCGCUAUCAGUCACAAAGACAAAGGCAAUGAAGCAUUUAAGGCCUCCAAAUGGUCAGAGGCAGUGCAGCAAUAUACCUUGGCAAUUAAACUGGGUUCCAAGCACAAGGAGUUGCCCGUGUUCUACAAGAAUCGUGCUGCCGCCUAUCUGAAACUGGACGAGUUUUCGAACGCUGUCCAAGAUUGCACUGAAUCGUUACGACUGGCACCAAAUGAUCCCAAGGCAUUGUUUCGACGUGCCCAGGCAUUUGAGGCAUUGAGUAAGCCGGAAGAGGCAUAUAAGGAUGCCACUGCGCUGUUCAAGGCCGAUCCAGGCAACAAAUCCGUCCAGCCCAUGCUCCAGCGCUUGCACUUGAUUGUGCAGGAAAAUGCAGCUCGCAAUGCAAAAACCUCCACAAAGGUACAGCAAAUGAUGGAACUGGCUUUCGACAUUGCGGCACCUAUUGAGAAGCGUCGCUCGGCAGCAAACAAUCUUGUGGUGUUGGCUAAGGAAUCGACUGGCGCUGAACUUAUCUACAAAGAGCAGUGUGUGCCGAAGAUUGCAACACUUGCCAAAGUGGAGAAGGAUCAGGAGAUCUAUCUGAAUAUGGUGCGUGUGGUGGCCUCGCUGUGUGAGAAUAGCGUAGAGCGCACAAAGGGUGUGCUCACCGAACUGGGCAUUCCCUGGUUCAUGCGUGUGCUCGACCAGAAGCAUGAGGAUUGCGUUACCACAGCCCAGUUUUGCCUGCAGACCAUCAUCAAUGCGUUGUCGGGUCUCAAGAACAAAGCCGAUGCCAAGCCGAGCAAAGAGCUCUGUGAUCGCCAUAGUCGCGAGAUUGAUACGCUGCUCACCUGUUUGGUUUACAGCAUCACAGAUCGCACGAUUUCAGGCAAGGCACGUGAUGCUGUUAUUGAGUUGCUCACACGAAAUGUUCACUAUACCGCACUGGAGUGGGCCGAGCGUUUGGUGGAAGUUCGUGGACUUUGCCGUUUGCUGGAGGUGUGCUCGGAGCUGCAGGAUUACAAGUAUGAGAGUGCAAUGGACAUAACCGCCUCGUCGAGCACUAUUGCAUCUGUUUGUUUGGCCCGCAUCUAUGAGAACAUGUAUUACGAUGAGGCCAAGCUGCGCUUCACCGAUCAGAUCGAUGAGUUUGUCAAGGACAAGCUGCUCUCGCCCGACAUGGAGUCGAAGGUGCGUGUAACCGUGGCAAUCACAGCGCUGCUCAACGGUCCACUCGAUGUAGGCAAUCAAAUAGUGUCCAGAGAUGGCAUUCUACAAAUGAUCUUGGCCAUGGCUACUACGGAUGAUUUGCUGCAGCAGCGCGUUGCUUGUGAGUGUCUUAUAGCAGCCUCUUCGAAGAAGGACAAGGCCAAGGCUUUGUGCGAGCAGGGCGUGGAAAUACUUAAGGGUCUCUAUCACUCCAAAAAUGAUGCAAUUCGCGUCCGCGCUCUGGUCGGACUUUGCAAGCUGGGUAGCUACGGUGGCCAAGAUGCCGCCAUACGACCAUUUGGCGACGGUGCUGCUUUAAAGCUGGCUGAAGCUUGCCGUCGUUUUCUCAUCAAACCUGGCAAGGAUAAAGAUAUUCGCCGCUGGGCUGCCGAUGGCUUAGCGUAUUUGACAUUGGAUGCUGAGUGCAAAGAGAAAUUGAUCGAGGAUAAGGCGUCCAUACAUGCUCUAAUGGAUUUGGCCCGUGCUGGCGAUCAGUCGUGUCUGUAUGGCGUUGUCACCACAUUUGUGAAUCUAUGCAAUGCCUACGAAAAGCAGGAGCUGGUGCCCGAAAUGGUGGAGCUAGCCAAGUUUGCCAAACAUCAUAUACCCGAAGAGCAUGAGCUGGACGAUGUUGAUUUUGUUAACAAGCGCAUCACGGUGCUGUGUAACGAAGGUAUUACCACAGCUCUGUGUGCGCUGGCCAAGACCGAAAGUCACAAUUCGCAGGAACUGAUCGCACGCGUUCUAAAUGCUGUGUGUGGACUGCAAGAGUUGCGUGGCAAGGUGGUGCAGGAUGGCGGUGUUAAGGCGCUGUUGCGUCUUGCACUUGAGGGCACCGAGAAGGGCAAGCGUCAUGCCAGCCAGGCGUUAGCACGCAUCGGUAUCACCAUCAAUCCGGAGGUGGCGUUCUCGGGUCAGCGAUCGCUGGAUGUGAUUAGGCCACUAUUGAAUCUGCUGCAUCAGGAUUGUACGGCACUGGAGAACUUUGAAUCGCUGAUGGGUCUCACAAAUUUGGCCAGCAUGAAUGAGAGCGUGCGUCAACGUAUCAUUAAGGAGCAGGGCGUGUCAAAGAUUGAGUUUUAUCUGAUGGAGGAUCAUUUGUUGCUCACGCGAGCCGCUGCCCAAUGUAUCUGCAAUCUGGUCAUGUCUGACGAUGUGGUGAAGAUGUUUGAGGGCGACAAUGAUCGUGUCAAAUUUCUGGCCCUACUCAGUGAGGAUGAGGAUGAAGAAACGGCAAUGGCCUGUGCUGGCGCUCUCGCCAUGCUCACCUCUGUUUCGACCAAAUGCUGUGCGAAGAUUCUCGACUGUUCUACUUGGUUGAACAUAUUGCACACGCUCAUUGCUAAUCCCAGUCCUGCAGUUCAGCAUCGCGGCACUGUUGUCAUUCUUAAUAUGAUCAAUGCUGGAUCCGAUAUUGCCAAGAAACUCUUCGAAACGGACAUUAUGGAACUGCUUAGCGGCUUGAGCCAAUUGGCCGAUGAUACGCGUGCCAAGGCUCGCGAGGUUGCCACACAAUGCAUGUCGGCUGCGGAACGACAGCGCAUCAUUGAGAGAUCCGACGAUGUCGAGAUACCCGAUGUCUUUGCGGAGAGUGCCAAAGUCACUGAAAUUAUCGAUGACGAUUGAUCUGAUGAUCGCUAUUCUUUUCUUUUCAUCUGUGAAUCGUUCAAUGUGUCAUCAUGGAAUUUAAUUUAUACUCAUUUUUCGCAAUUUGUACUUAAGCCAAACGUGUUUUAUUUAUAUCAUGUACGAAUUUAUAAUAAAUUCACCAAUAUGUUUCGUUUAA
This is a messenger RNA of Drosophila nasuta, 3261 nucleotides long. RefSeq names its product unc-45 myosin chaperone (gene unc-45). Gene Ontology annotation, molecular function: Hsp90 protein binding. Bases 255 to 3101 code for a protein of 948 amino acids. The transcript is spliced from 3 exons. NCBI's taxonomy places the organism in Eukaryota, Metazoa, Arthropoda, Insecta, Diptera, Drosophilidae. Gene Ontology annotation, cellular component: cytoplasm. The record is from RefSeq and is a predicted model, not a curated record.